GUCAAUCCACAAUCAAAGAAUGCCGUCACGCUUCCCGGGUAUUUACAUGCGUGAAUAUCAUUGUCGUCGUCGGGACACAAUAUGGAUUGUCGCGGGUCUGCUGUGAUAUAGGAAGAUAACUAAGGGAUAAGUACAGGAAGGAGGUACAUAAAUGAGUAUCUCUCCCUUUUCUUUCAAACCAAUCCAUACAUUCUCGAAUCUAUCAAUUUAUCUCUGUUCAUCAUGCGCUCUGUACCGCUCCUCGCUGGCUUCUUCGCUCUAACCCACGCCAAAAUCAUUUUGACCCUGUACAGUCAAGAUAAUUACCAGGGAGACAGGGGCAUCUUCUCACCAAGUGAUGGUUCGUGUCUUGAGUUGCCAGACCAAUGGAAAGCGAGGGCCGUCUCUCUUACAUUGAAUGAAGGAUACUACUGUCUUCUUUACACAUAUGAAUCUGGCUGUGAUGGAAACGAACAGCUGGUCCUGCACAAUAUGACGCAGGUGGAGGAGCCGUUUCUCAGCGUGCGAUGUGGACAGGUGGACUAAAGGAAGUAGAUAGAGAUAUGAGA
Molecule: messenger RNA, 548 nt
Organism: Penicilliopsis zonata CBS 506.65
Lineage: Eukaryota; Fungi; Ascomycota; Eurotiomycetes; Eurotiales; Aspergillaceae
Exons: 5
Coding region: 223-525 (100 amino acids)
Source: RefSeq, a predicted model, not a curated record